AUGAACCAACUGGCCGUUCCGGCAACCGUACCUCCUCAGAGGGUCGAGAUCAAGGGGAUUGGGCAAGAGUCGUCUACCACAGUGCUGGAGCAACUGCAAGCCGCUAACUCGUCCGUCACUCUUCGCGAAGUGUUGCAGAAAUGGCCGCAAGACAAGUCGUCUUCCAGGGAUGGAAAGUCAGCUUCGGAGGAGCCGAAGCCUGUGACAUUUCCGGUCGGGAGAGUGACUGCGAAGAAGCGUGUGGCUCCCGAGGUCAAGUCCGGAACAAGCUCCGCU
Molecule: messenger RNA, 276 nt
Organism: Mesorhabditis spiculigera
Lineage: Eukaryota; Metazoa; Nematoda; Chromadorea; Rhabditida; Rhabditidae
Source: the annotation of a GenBank genome assembly